Molecule: messenger RNA, 3146 nt
Organism: Empidonax traillii (willow flycatcher)
Lineage: Eukaryota; Metazoa; Chordata; Aves; Passeriformes; Tyrannidae
Product: U2 small nuclear ribonucleoprotein auxiliary factor 35 kDa subunit-related protein 2-like
Exons: 4
Biological process (GO): mRNA splicing, via spliceosome
Cellular component (GO): U2AF complex; spliceosomal complex
Molecular function (GO): pre-mRNA 3'-splice site binding; metal ion binding
Source: RefSeq, a predicted model, not a curated record
UGUUUGAAGCUUCAACAAGUGCAUUUUCUGCUGCAGGUGCCAAACUUUCCACUUUUCUUUCUUCUCUACGACUCUCCAGGUGUUCUCGCAAGCAUAACUACCCAACAUCCAGCAAGACGCUCCUCGUGCGAGGGAUGUUCAUCACCUUUGGCAUGGAGCAGUGCCGCAGGGAUGACUAUGACACAGAUGCGAGUCUCGAGUACAGUGAUGAGGAGACCUACCAGCAGUUCCUGGAGUUCUAUGAGGACGUGCUCCCUGAAUUUCAGAACGUGGGGAAGGUUGUUCAGUUCAAGGUCAGCUGUAACUACGAGCCUCACCUGCGAGGAAAUGUCUAUGUCCAGUACCAGUCGGAGAAGGACUGUCAGGCAGCCCUGGCCCUGUUCAGUGGACGAUGGUACGCAGGCAGACAGCUUCACUGUGAAUUCUGUCCUGUGACGAGGUGGAAAACUGCUAUUUGUGGCUUAUUUGAAAGGCAGAAGUGUCCAAGAGGGAAACACUGCAACUUUCUUCAUGUAUUCAAAAACCCAAACAAUGAGUUCUGGGAGGCCAACAGAGACAUACGUAUUUCUCCUGAACGGACUAAUCAGUUGUCUAAAAACUCUGAAAGGAGAAACAGAUCAAGCCAUCGUGAUGACUAUUACAGCCGGUCCAGGAGAAGGGGCAGCCCGAGCCCAGAUCAUUCUUACCGGAGAAAUGGAGAAUCCGAGAGAAAAAAGAACCGCCGCAAAAGCAAGAGGCGGCACCGAUCGGGGCGGUCGAGGAGCCGGGAGAGGAGGAGGUCUCACAGCAGGGGCAGGAAGAGGAGAGGCCGCAGUCGCAGCAGAAGUCACAGUCGAACUCGCAGUCGCAGCAGAAGCCGGAGUUCCUCUCGAUCCAGGAGCAGGGGUAAAAAGAGAUCGAGCAGCAGAGGAAAAAAUAGUGAAACUCCCAAAACAAAGUGAGAGAUACUUUUAGAAAUCUGUAAUUGGUCAAAAAUAGAUCUGACAGAGAAAUCUUUACAAUAGGGCACCAGAUAUAUUUUGAGUUUUAAAUAAAAUGUUGUUGCACAUUAAAAUGUUUCUUCCUAAUAAAGGAACCUAGUUUAUUGUGUGCUAAGCUUCAGAGAAUUAAAAGUUUUAAGUCCUCUAGAAGGUGUGAACGUCAAAUACUCUAGCUACUCUAUCCCUCCGAAGUGCUGCAACACCUGGAUACACACUGAGUACAAAUAGAGAAGUAAAGCCUCUUUGGUAUAUGUUUAUUUCUGUUAUGUGUGUGUUAAGUGUUUCCUGUCCCUGUAGGGAGUGAGUACAGAACAGCCAGUGUGCCGUAAAUUCACACCCUUGCACACUGCAGACCAAGGUCUGUGUAGACACUGCCGUUUGUACUUUUUCAUCUGUUUAUGGGAAAUCUCUUUCUAGACAAAGUAAAUAUAAUCGUAUUAUGAGUUUGAGUAAAGGGAUCUCAAAGACAUCACUGUUUGAUUGUACAGUACUUGCCCAGUAGGAGCUUUGUGGUCAUGAGUGUUGGAUUUUUCUCUCUCCCCUGACUUGAGCUGCUGAGCUAAUUGCCUGUAGGGAUUGCAGUAGACUAAAACCGAGUAGGAAGUACACAGAGAAACAAUCGAUUUAUUCAGUACCUUAAUCCCCAAGUAAGAGCUGAGACCAUGCAACUGUAAUCCUCCAGCGAGGAUAGAAAAUACUUCACAUACUUCUUGGCUGCACACCACUUGUAAGUGAAAACGACUUGCCUAACCUGUGCUGGAGGGGUGGAAGUGUCCCAUCUGGGAACCAAAGCUGCAAAUGGGAUUGCGAAGGCUCAAUUGAGAUAGUUGCACAGUGGCUGAAGAAACUGAAGGUUUUACACCUGAAAGAACACUUUGUUUUUGGGAGAGGAGGACUUGACUUUUUAUGGUUUUUUUAGGUUUAUUUUACAAACAGUUUUAGGCACCCUACUUGUCUCACUUUCCUAGAGCCAAGGUGGAGGGUAGGGUACAUAAAAAUGAAGUUAAAGGGACAAAACCUUUUUGAAAUUACAGCUGUAUUAGUAAAGUACCUGCAGUUAGAUAAAUCCUUAAAAAUAUUUUUUCACUUUUAAGUGAAAGAUUUGUGCUGUUAGAUGGACUGUUCUUCAUACAGCUUAACUUCAGGUAUUUAACUUGGGCACCUCAGAUGCUUGGAGAGACCAGUGUGUGGGGCUGAAGGUGCAGGUCUGCAGAGAUACCUCCCCUCUCUUUAGCCUCUUCAAAGAACUUGUGCUCCUGCCCUUAGAAUACAGAUCAGACCCCACGAGUUAGAAGCCUGAAGUAGGCGUGAAGUGCUCCCAAAUAGGAAUUCAUUAAGACUCCAAUGAUGUAACAUGAACUACCAUAGAAAAUCUGGAUUAUCCAAACUUUACCAAUAGCAUUUCUCACAGCAAGAACGUUUUUUUUCCCCCCAGGAUAGUUAAGAGUGAGUGAAAAUUGCUUCUGGAUACAGUAUAUAUAUAUUUUUGCUUUUCUAAAUGCAUACUGCACCUAGCAUGCUGAUUAUACAUUUUUCCUUCUUUCUUCAUGUGUAACUGUUGACCAAUAUGGAGUAAUACAACAAAAGUGCUAUGUAUUGAUGUUCAGUUCAAACCCGAUUUUCACUAUAUAUUGUCAUAACUGUAGGCAGAGCUGUAGCUUAGUUAAUUUGAUUAAAUGUUUUAGUUAUUAAUAGAUGUAGGAAUUGUAAUUUAAUAGCAUAACUUUUAAAAUAAUAACUUUGAAAGGUGUAUUUCAAAGGAUAGACAGCACUAAUUUUAAAUUCCAUUUGAGAAAUUUGUGACCACCAUAUAUUUCUCAUAACAUACCUUUUUCUGACUGCACCUUACAGACAGAUUUUCCCCGAGGUUUUUGUUUUUCUGUAGAUGCUCAAUUGUCUCAGUAGUCACUUGUGCAGCACGUGGCAAACUCUGGUUCAGUUCCCUGGAGCAGAACUGAACUGGCAUUUCCUGCGUGCAGAGAUGCCACCAGCAGGCUGGGAUCUUUCUUUCCCUGGGGCUGCCUUUCUUCCCACAGCUUGUGCUGUUGACCCAGCCUGCUGGCCAAGGCUCUCCAGUGGGAGAGCUGCCUUGGGCCAUCUGCAGACACUGUGCAUCCCGUGUCACGCGGCCGGGCUGUGGCGGAGCAUUAUCCCAGCAAAAUCAAU